CAGGCAGCAGCCAGGCCUCGCCAGCAGGCCCCUCCGGCUCCUUGGAACCGCACAUCACGACUUAUUCCUGGCCGAUGAUGGCGAUCCUGCCUCAUCUGUGAUGGUGGCUGACCCUCCAGAGCUGCUGUAAUACAUGUGAGACCGGUUGAACUCCAGAGAACAUUGGGAGGGGCUGUGGCUCAGCUGAAGAGCCGAAGGUCCCAGGUUCAACACCCAGUAUCUCCAUUUAAAAGGACCAGAGCCCAGUACAAAGAAGGGAACCUCUGGCUGAAAGGGAACCUCCUAUGAAGGCCAGAUGGCAAACGUCACGCCAGCAAAGCUGGACAAUAUGGAGGUGCCGCAGCAGUCACCAAAGAACAACAACCCACAAUGGGAGCCCACAGACCAUCACCCCUGGCCCUGGGAUGAGGCCACGGCCACGGCCACGGCCAAGCUCUUUGAAUGUUCACGGAUCAAGGCAUUGGCUGACGAGCGAGAGGCCGUGCAGAAGAAGACCUUCACCAAGUGGGUAAAUUCGCACUUGGCUCUUGUCUCCUGCCGGAUCAGUGACCUCUACACAGACCUGCGUGAUGGCUGCAUGUUGACAAAGCUGCUGGAAGUGCUUUCUGGGGAGCAGCUGCCCAAACCAACACGGGGCCGGAUGCGAAUACAUUCCCUGGAGAAUGUGGACAAAGCCCUGCAGUUCCUGAAGGAGCAGAGAGUCCACCUGGAGAAUGUGGGAUCCCAUGACAUUGUGGACGGGAACCACCGCCUGACUCUGGGCCUCAUCUGGACCAUCAUUCUCAGAUUCCAGAUCCAGGUGAUCAAGAUAGAGACAGAAGACAACCGGGAGACCCGCUCAGCCAAGGAUGCGCUGCUACUCUGGUGCCAAAUGAAGACUGCUGGGUACCCUGAGGUCAAUAUCCAGAACUUCACAACCAGCUGGAAGGAUGGGUUGGCAUUUAAUGCUCUCAUCCACAAGCACAGGCCAGACAUCAUUGAUUUCAAGAGUCUCACCAAAUCAAACGCUGCCUACAACCUCCAACAGGCCUUCAAUACUGCCGAGCAGCUGUUGGGUCUCACCAAACUGCUUGAUCCAGAAGAUGUCCUCAUGGAACACCCUGAUGAGAAGUCCAUCCUCACCUACGUGGUCUCCUUCUACCACUACUUCUCCAAGAUGAAGGCUCUGGCGGUGGAGGGGAAGCGGAUUGGCAAGGUGCUGGAUCAGGUCCUGGAGAUUGAAAAGAUCAUCAAACGGUAUGAGAGUCUGGCCAGUGAGCUGUUGGAGUGGAUUGAACUCACCAUCAGUGUCAUCAGCAACCAGAAGUUUGCCAACUCCUUGACUGGGGUCCAGCAGCAGCUGCAAUCCUUUACCGCCUUCUGCACCCUGGAGAAGCCUGUCCGGUUUCAGGAGAAAGGGAACUUGGAAGUCUUGCUCUUCUCCAUCCAGAGCAAGCUGCGAGCCAACAACCGCAAGCUCUACAUCCCAGGAGAGGGAAAGAGCAUCUCUGACAUCAACAAGGCUUGGGCCAGGCUGGAGAAGGCGGAGCACGAGCGGGAGGUGGCCCUGCGCAAUGAGCUGAUCCGCCAGGAGAAGUUGGAGCUGCUGGCGCAGCGUUUUGACCACAAGGCUGCCAUGCGGGAGACCUGGCUGAAUGAGAACCAGCGCCUGGUCUCCCAGGACAACUUCGGCUAUGACCUGCCAGCAGUGGAAGCAGCCAUGAAGAAGCAUGAGGCCAUCGAGGCGGACAUCUCGUCCUACCAGGAGCGCAUCCAAGUGGUGGUGGAGCUGGCGCAAGAACUGGAGUCCGAGGGAUACUAUGACAGCAGGCGCAUCAGUGCACAGAAGGCCAACAUCCUGCGGCAGUGGGGGCUGCUGGUGGAGCUGGUCAGCGCCCGACGGGCCCGGCUGGAGCAGAACGUGGCCUUGCAGAAGAUUUUCCAGGAGAUGGUCUACAUGAUUGACUGGAUGGAUGAAAUGCAGGUCCAGCUGGGCUCCAAGGAGCUGGGGAAGCACCUGUUGGAAGUGGCAGACCUGCUGCAGAAGCACAGCCUGCUGGAGGCCGACAUCUCGGCCCAGACCGAGAGGGUGCAGGCCCUCAAUGCUGCUGCCCUCAAGUUCUCAGAGCUGGAAGGCUAUCAACCCUGUGACCCUCAGAUCAUCCGCAACCGGGUGAACCACGUCCAGAGCUGCUUGGAGCAGCUGCAGGAGCUGGCCUCGAAGCGGCGCAAGGAGCUGGAAGCCUCCCGCCAGCUGUGGACCUUCUUCCAGGAGAUGGAGGAAGCGGAAGCCUGGGUGCGGGAGAAGGAGCGCAUCCUGUCCUCCUCCCAGAGCUACGGGAAGGACCUGAGCAGCGUGGUGAAGCUGCUGAGCAAGCACAGCAUCUUUCUGGGGGAGCUGGGCGGACGGAGGUCUUUGCUCCAGAGCACCAUGAAGCGGGGGGAGCAGGUUCUGCUCCGGAAGCGGCUGAGCCCCAGCAACAUCCAGGAGAAGAUCCGGGAGGUGCGGCUGCGCUGGAAGCGGCUCGAGGAGCUGGCGGCGUCCCACCUCCAGAAACUUCAGGAUGCCUCCAGCUUCUACCAGUUCAGCACCGAGACGGAUGACCUGGUGGUCUGGCUACAGGAUGCUUACCGCCUGGUGUCCAGUGACGACUUCGGCCACGAUGAGUACUCCACCCAGUCACUGGUCAAGAAGCACAAGGGGGUGGGGGCAGAGAUUGACCAGCACCGGGCGGCUGUCCUGAACCUGCGGCAGCAGCUGGCUGCCCUGGCGCCUGACUACCACGAGUUGGUUGACGUGCAGAUCCGCAUCGUGGAGGUGGAGCAGCUGUAUGGGGAGGUGGUGGAGGUGGCCGUGCUGCGGCGCCAGUGGCUGCAGGAUGCGCUGGCCAUCUACCGCAUGUUCAGCGAGGUCAACGCCUGCGAAGUGUGGAUUGGUGAGAAGGAGCAGUGGCUCAACCAGAUGCAGGUGCCCCAGCGGCUGGAGGAUGUGGAGGUGGUGCAGCACAGGUUUGAAAGCCUCGACCAAGAGAUGAACAGUCUUAUGGGUCGGAUCCUGGACGUCAACCAGAUUGUGCAGCAGCUGGUCGACGGGGGCCACCCCAGCGCCUCUGAAGUGCGGUCCUGCCAGGACCACCUGAACAGCAGAUGGAAUCGAGUGGUCGAGCUGGUGGAGGAGAAGAAGGACCUGCUAAACUCCAUCCUUAAAAUCCAGAACUACUUGCUGGAGUGCAACGAAAUCAAGUCCCAGAUCCGUGAGAAGCGCACAGCUGUGGAGUCCACCCAGUACAACAGCAGCGACCUGGGCAGCGUCCUGGUCCUCCAGCGCCGCCUCUCUGCCAUAGAGGCUGCCCUGGUGGUCCUGGAGCCCCGGCUGGUGCAGCUGCAGCAAGAGGGGGAGCUCCUGGCCAAUGCCCACCCGGCACAGGCGGUGCAGAUCCUGAUGCACUUUGAGGAGAUCAGUGAGGAGUGGGAGGCCCUGAAGAGGACCCUGCACGGCUGGGAGGACUCGCUGACAGUGGCCAGCAGGCUGCAGCAGUUCAUCCAGGACCUGGACGGCUUUCUGACGUGGCUGGUGAAGACGCAGGCUGCUGUGGCCACAGAGGAGCUGCCCCGGCACCUGGCAGAGGCCGAGCGGCUGCUGACCCAUCAUGGCCUCCUCAAGGAGGAGAUCAACCGCUACGAGGAAGACUAUGCCAAGAUCCAGGCUGUCCACGAGGUGCUGGCGUUGGAAGAGGCAGACCUGCCCUACCUCUCUCUCCAGCAGUGGCUGCAGAAGUUGGACGUGGGCUGGAACAAGCUGCUGGGGAUGUGGGAGGCCCGACGGGAAGUGCUGGUCCAGGCUCACAUCUUCUUCCUCUUUGUGCGCGACGCCAAGCAGGCAGAGGCUUGUCUGUGUAACCAGGAGACCACCCUGGCCAAGGCCAAGCUGCCCACCACUGUGGAAGACAUGGAGAAGGCCAUCAAGCAGCACAAGGACUUCAUGAUGACCAUGGGCCUUCACCUACAGAAGACCACCACAGCCCUGAAGGCUGGAGAGAGCCUCAUCCGGCAGGGCAACAUCUAUGCCAACCAUGUGAAGGAGAAAAUGGAGUCCCUCCAGGCAAAGAGCCAGCAGAAUCUGCAGACUGCGCAAGAGUGGAUGGAGCGGCUGCAGGCCCAUCUGACGCUGCAGCACUUCCUGCAGAGCUGCCAGGAGCUGGAUGGCUGGGCGGCCGAGAAGGAGGCGAUGCUGAUGGCCGGCGACGAGACGCUGCAGACGCGCGCGCCCAAGCGCUGGCUCCGACACCGCGCUUUCAUGGCCGAGCUGGCCCACAACAAGGAGUGGCUGCGCAGGAUCCAGAAGGAAGGACAGCAGCUCAUGGAAGAGAAGCCCGAGUUGGCCGAAACAGUGAGGAAGCAGCUGUUGGAGAUCCAGCAGUGCUGGGCUGAGCUGGAGUCUGCUACACAGGCCAAAGCGCAGCAACUCCUGGAGGCCACAAAAGCCGACCGCCUGGUGCAGAACUAUGUGGACCUCGACAAGAGGCUUCUGUGCAUGGAGAACCAACUGCAGGGGGUGGAGGCGGGGCCGGACCUGGCCAGCGUUAACAGCAACCUGAAGAAGCUCCAGAGCAUGGAGACACAAGUGGAAGAAUGGUGCCAGGAAGUGGGGGACCUACAGGCCCAGGUGUCUGCUCUGCCCCUGGAGGCGGUCAGCAAAGAGAUGGUGGACGACCAGCAGAACACUGUUGGCACACGCAUUGUGCGCCUCCUUGAGCCCCUCAAGGAACGCCGGAGGAUCCUGUUGGCCUCUAAAGAAGUGCACCAAGUCAGCCACGACUUGGAGGAUGAGAUCCUCUGGAUGCAAGAUCGCCUCCCACUGGCCAUGCUGAAAGAUCAUGGCAGCAACCUGCAAACGGUCCAGCAGUUCAUCAAGAAGAACCAGAACCUGCGUCGGGAGAUCCAAGUGCACAAGCCCCACACGGAUGAUGUUCUGGAGCGGGCCAGCGCCAUUGCUGCCGUCAAGAGCCCGGAGGUCGACUCGGUGCGGGUGCUCCUGGAGAAGCUCUCAGAGCUGUGGGGGGCACUCCAGGAGGGGGCGGAGCAGCGGCAGCAGCUCCUGGAUGCCACCUACCAGGUGCAGCAGUAUUACUUUGAUGUGGCUGAAGUGGAGACCUGGCUGAGCGAGCAAGAGCUCUUCAUGAUGAAUGAGGAGAAGGGCAAGGAUGAACAGAGCACCCUGCAGCUCUUGAAGAAGCACCUGGUGACGGAGCAGGCAGUGGAGAACUAUGCGGAAACCAUUGCCCAGCUGUCGCGGCAGUGCCGGGCGCUGCUAGAGCUGGGCCACCCGGACAGUGAGCAGAUCAGCCGGCGGCAGUCGCAGGUGGACCGGCUCUAUGUCUCGCUGAAGGACCUGGUGGAGGAGCAGAAAGCCAAGCUGGAGCAGCAGUACUGGCUCUACCAGCUCAACCGGGAAGUGGACGAGCUGGAGCACUGGAUUGCAGAGAAGGAGGUGGUUGCCGGGUCGCCAGAGCUGGGGCAGGACUACGAGCACGUGCAGCUACUACAGGAGAAAUUUACCGAGUUUGCCAGUGAGACGGGCAGCAUCGGCAACGAGAGGAUCUCUGCCGUCAACCAGAUGGUGGAUGAACUGAUUGACUACGGGCAUGCGGAUGCUGCCACCAUCGCCGAGUGGAAGGACGGUGUGAACGAGGCCUGGGCCGAUCUCCUGGAGCUGAUGGAGACCAGGGCGCAGCUGCUGGCUGCCUCCCACGAGCUACACAAGUUUUUCAACGACUGCAAGGAUGUGCUUUCACAGAUUGAAGAGAAGAAGCAGCGCCUGCCAGAGGUGACGGCUCGGGAGUCCAAGGCCUCAGCUGGCACCUUGAAGCGCAUUCUCAGCUCCUUUGAGCAUGACAUACAGGUGCUGGUGAUACAGGUGCGGCAGCUGCAAGAAGUGGCGGCCCAGCUGCGGACUGUGUAUGCGGGGGAGAAUGCCGAGGCCAUUGUGACCAAGGAGCAGGAAAUGAUUCGCUCCUGGAAAGAGCUGCUGAGCUCGUGCGAAGACUGCCGGCUGCAGGUCACCACCACCACCGACAAGAUCCGCUUCACCAGCAUGGUGCGGGACCUCAUCUCUUGGAUGGAUACCGUCAUUUGCCAGAUUGGCACUGGCGAGAAGCCCAGGGAUGUGUCCUCGGUUGAAGUGCUGAUGAAUUACCACCAGGGUCUGAAAAGUGAGAUCGAGACCCGCGACAGGAACGUUGCCACCUGUGCUGAGCUAGGCAAGGCUCUGGUGCUGAAAAAAAGCCCUGCCGCAGAGGAGAUCAAAGCUCACCUGGACAAAUUGAUGACUAAGAAAAAAGAGAUGAUUGACAAGUGGGACCGGCACUGGGAGUGGCUGCAGCAAAAAUUUCACCAUCUUCUCAGCACAGUGACCCUAUAGGUGUGGCUGCUGAUAGGUGGGGCUGCUGAGAGAUGGGGCAUCCUAUUGGCUGUGUUGCUCGGUCUUUGGAAGCAGCAGAGAGAAGUAGCAGUGGAGAAGAGGACUG
Sphaerodactylus townsendi is the source of this 6506-nucleotide messenger RNA. It is a transcript of the gene SPTBN4, whose product is annotated as spectrin beta, non-erythrocytic 4. The record is from RefSeq and is a predicted model, not a curated record. The transcript has 32 exons. NCBI's taxonomy places the organism in Eukaryota, Metazoa, Chordata, Lepidosauria, Squamata, Sphaerodactylidae. Bases 296 to 6400 code for a protein of 2034 amino acids. Gene Ontology annotation, biological process: actin cytoskeleton organization. Gene Ontology annotation, cellular component: spectrin; cortical actin cytoskeleton; plasma membrane. Gene Ontology annotation, molecular function: structural constituent of cytoskeleton; actin filament binding.